Molecule: messenger RNA, 1927 nt
Organism: Callorhinchus milii (elephant shark)
Lineage: Eukaryota; Metazoa; Chordata; Chondrichthyes; Chimaeriformes; Callorhinchidae
Product: protein GPR108
Exons: 18
Coding region: 2-1813 (603 amino acids)
Biological process (GO): transport
Cellular component (GO): membrane; Golgi apparatus
Source: RefSeq, a predicted model, not a curated record
GAUGGUGAUGUCACUCGCUGUCACUCCCUCCCCCGGUGACAUGAUGGCCGCCGGCGGGAGACGGCAGCAGCAGCGGCGGCUCCUCAACACCUGUUUCCUCUGGUUUGUCGGCCUGAGCGGCGCCGCGGCCCGACUCCAUCAUCUGACACUGAAGGGGGACACGAGAUCGAAAGUUCACCUGAACACGUUUGGUUUUUAUGCCAAUGGGACCCUGGAAGUCAAUCUGACGAGUCUUGUGUUGAAAACGGACAUCGAUUUCAAAAAAAUAACUAUCGGGUUCAGCCUUUCCAAGUCCAAGACCGACGGCGUGUCAACCUAUACGGUAGAUGAAUCGGACACGUGUGUCCUGGAAAAGUACAAUAAAUCCACAAGGGAAUCUCUCACUCUCUUCAAGUUUGAUCUGAAUACGAAUCAAGUCUCCGUGAAGAAGUUUGGCGAGCAAAGGCAGCUGCUGAUCGAUGGCACAGACAAGGUGCGUGAUGUGCCGUCCCAGACAGAGUCGGCCAAACCGGUGAUCGGUGCCGAUAAACAGAAGAAUAAACUGCCCGCGAAAUCCCAAAAUGGUACUGCCGGGAAUCCGUCCAAAACUCCAGAGAAAAGCAGAAGGAAACGGGAGCAAAGUUCGAUCGAGAGCAACAAGACUGACAGCCAGAGCAACACAGUGAAGAAACAAAUCGGGAGCAACGACCAGGUCAAAGCCAAACAGGGCAAGAAGACUGAAGACGCGAAGAUGGAAACCUUUUAUCCACUCGGGAAAAUGAACGAUUCCUACAACUUUAACUUCUUUGUGAAGGUGAUGUCCACGAAGGAGCAAGGCCUGUAUACCCUGAGCUUUCACAACUGCUACAACGCAGCCCCGGGAAAGCAAGGUGCGGUGGUGUUCGAUAUGAAGAUUGAUAUAAGAGCGAGGAAUCCUAAGAACUUCCUGUCAGCCGGGGAAAUGCCGCUGCCUCUGUUGUACAUGGUCAUGUCUGGCUUCUUCUUCACUGCGGCUGUAUACUGGGUUUACUUGCUCCUGAAGUACAGGUUCAGUGUCUUUAAAAUCCACUGGCUGAUGGCUUCACUUGCGUUCACCAAGACUGUUUCCAUCCUGUUCCACGCUAUAAACUACCAUUUCAUUGCUGUUCGAGGGUAUGCCAUUGAAGGCUGGGCUGUGAUGUACUACAUCACUCAUCUGUUGAAAGGCGCUCUGCUCUUCAUCACUUUGGCUCUAAUCGGCACUGGCUGGGCAUUCGUCAAGUACAUUCUGUCAGACAAGGACAAGAAGAUCUUCAUGAUAGUCAUUCCUCUCCAGGUAUUGGCGAAUACAGCUUAUAUAAUCAUCGAGUCAACAGAGGAAGGGACCAGUGAUUACGCCUUGUGGAAGGAGACCUUGUUUCUGGUGGACCUGAUCUGCUGUGGGGCCAUCCUGUUUCCUGUCGUGUGGUCGAUCAGACACUUGCAAGAGGCGUCCAGUACGGAUGGUAAAGCUGCUAUGAGCCUGGCCAAGCUGAAACUCUUCAGACAUUUUUAUGUUAUGAUUGUUUGUUACAUCUACUUCACCAGGAUCAUCGCCAUUCUCCUCAAAUUCACCGUCCCAUUCGAGUGGCAGUGGCUGUACAGUCUCCUUGUAGAGGUGUCCACACUGGUGUUCUUUAUCUUAACCGGCUACAAGUUCCGGCCGGCCUGCAAUAACCCUUACCUGCAGCUGCCACUAGACGAGGAAGAUAUUACAAUGGAUGAGGUAUUGACUGAGUCGGGUUUGCUGGAAAAUGUGACCAAAUUGAAGAAAACUAGCAAUGGGAGAGACAAACUGCGGGAUACCUCUUUAUGAAGCCGCCGUAUUCUGUCUCUCUGCGUGUGAGUGAGUGUGUGUGAGUGUGAAUGAAGUAAAAACCUUUCCCAGAACCCAGCCACUGCACCCCGAAGCUGUGGAACUCUCUCCCUC